AUGUAAUCUGUAUUGGAUGCAGGAUAACAACACCUGGAUCAGAAGCAAGUUUAAUCAAAUCCAAACCAUUGAAGGGAACCAGAUCUUGUCAGAUACCAUCAGCACCGAACACAAUCUAUUUCCAGAAGAAAUCCGAAUCGGAGAAAGAAAACCUACAGCCGAAUUCAGUAGUGGAUGGAAAUGGAGCAGUGGUGCACAUUGAAUGUGGUGAUAGAGCAAGAGAGAGUACCUCUUGGCAAGGAGAGCAUUACAUGGUCUGCUAUGAUGGGCAGUGGUACCCACCCAAUAAUGUGUGCAUUAAGCUUUGUCCGGCCUUAAGUGAUCUGAAUCUGAACUCAGAGUUCAAAUGCACUCUAAAUGGUCAACCAGUAUCCUGUGAAGAGAACAUUGAGCCUCGCACUGUGGCCACGCGCAAAUGUAAAUCAGGCUAUGUGGACGAGUCUAAUCCUCCACCAAACAUAUGUGAAGAUAAUGGCGAAUGGAGCUUUGAUUAUGUCGACUGAUUCAAUGAUUGUGGUGAAAUCGACCAUGAUUAUCAUUCGAAUGAUACUGAACAUGAUGAUUUGGUUGCUUCUCCAUGGAAAGCUGGACUGUACAAGAUGAAGAACGACUCUGAGCAUUUUGAAUUUAUUUGUGGUGCCACAUUGGUGGCACCAGCAACUGUUGUGACAGCGGCCCGUUGUGUGAAAGAGAGUGAUGGAUCUCUAAUAAAUAGUGAUUUACUAAGAGUGGGAUUAGGAAAGAGUUACAUGCCUUGGAAUGACACUAACGAUAUACACGCUCAACAAUUCGAAGUAGCUUUUGUUACAAACGAAGGUUUACACGCCAUAUUGGCCGGUGAUAAAAUUUCAGAAUUAGAGAAAUCAUUGAAAUUCCUUGAACCUCUGUCGUUCGUAUUUUUGAAGGGGAGGAUAACCUUCAAUUCCUUUGUUCGUCCGAUAUGUAGCGAUUCUCAAGGAUUCAACAGCGAAAUAGAAUAUUUGAAUGCAACGUUAUGCGGUUGGGAUCGAAAUACAAACCAGACAUCAUACAACUCAAUAUUUUAUGAAAAUGAAGAAUGCAAAGCUCGGAUUUUCAAACUGAAAAAACAUGAUGCUGAGUUGGAGAAGGAGAUAAGAAAGUUUGGACGUUUCUGUACAGAUAGCUGUUACUUUGAGAUUCAUCUUCACUCUUUACGAUUCCCUGACUCCUCCCUCGCUCUGUUCCCAAGUGUUUUAUCUUCUGAAUCAAUAUCCUCAACACGCAUAUCAAAUGGAAAUGUAAUAAAAUCUAAACAUUCAACUAGGACAAAAUCAUGUCGGAUUCCAUCAGCACCGAACACAAUCUAUUUCGAGAAGAAAACUGAAUCGGAAAAAGAAAACCUACAGCCGAAUUCAGUAGUGGAUGGAAAUGGAGCAGUGGUGCACAUUGAGUGUGCUGAUGGAGCAAGAGAGAGUACCUCUUGGCAAGGAGAGCAUUACAUGGUCUGCUAUGAUGGGCAGUGGUACCCACCCAAUAAUGUGUGCAUUAAGCUCUGUCAAAUGUUCAAUCAUUCCAACUCUGUGUUCGAAUGCACUCUGGACGGUGAACCAGUGUCAUGUGAAGAGCACAUGCGACCACGCACCGUCGUCACGCGAACAUGUAAACCACGCUUCACCUUCCGAGACGUGUCAAAAACUCCGCCAACCAGUAUUUGCAAAGAUAAUGGAAAUUGGAGCCACACAUUUCUUGAUUGCUUUACUGAAUGUGGUAGUAUAGACCAUGAGUACCAAUCAAAUGAUACUGAGCUACUGAAUCUAGUAAAUUUUCCGUGGAAAGCUGGAGUUUAUAAGAAGAAGAGCGACUCCGACGAUUUUGAAUUCAUUUGUGGAGCUUCAUUGGUAGGAGCGCUAUUUCUUCUAUCAGCCGCCCGAUGUGUGAGAUACAGUAAUGGAACUCUAAUAAGUAAUGAUUUACUGAGAGUGGGAUUGGGAAAGAAAUACAUGCAAUGGAAUGAUCCUCGUGAUAUCCAUGCUCAAAUAUAUGAAGUGUCCAAAGCUACAAACCCUAUGAUUCAUGCAAAACUAGCUGGUCAUCAACUUACGGAUAGGAACAAAUCCCUAGAUUCUAUCGAACCUUGGUCGUUCAUAUUUCUGAAGAAAAAAGUAGAUCUUAAUUCCUUUGUUCGUCCAAUAUGUACUGUCACUACGAUGCGAUAUAGACUAUAUUUGAAUUAUACACUGAUGACGAGUCAAAUGGAAUAUUUGAAUGGAACGAUAUACGGUUGGGAUCAUGAUGGAAAUCAUUUAUCAUACGAUAUUAAACUAUAUACAAAUGAAUAUUGUAUAACUCUGAUAUCUAACUCUAAUUUGACAAACCGAGAUGAAUUGGAAAAUGAGAUGAUGAAGCUUGGACGUUUCUGUACCGACAGGUCUCUCCCGGAUACUUUCUAUGGCACUUCUGUUAUACACUACAAUGCAACAGGAGAUGUUUACAGCUUUGUUGGUAUUCUGAUUGGCAUUUAUGAUUCAAUUAGUGUUUUUCAAGGAGUGAUCGAUUUGGAUGCUACAUUUGCAGUUCUUGACUAUUACAAUAGUUUUAUGGCUCUAAUUGCACUAACCCGGAACCAUGGUAGUAUCUACUGAGCCAGAGAAAGCAAGAUUUAUUUUAGCUUAAAGCAUUUUUGGUAAAUUUAUUCAUUCAUGUAUUUAUUUUAUCAUUUUUGGUAAAUUUAUCGAUUCAUUUAUUCAACAUGAAUGUUAUUCAACUUAUUAAUUUAUAUAUUUUCAACUUAUAAUAUAGGUUCUCGUCUUUGAUUCUCAAACAUAGUAUUUUUUUGCAUUCAUUCAAUCAUCAACUUAUCAAUUCAUCAUAAAAAUCAUGAAUAAAAAUGUCAUUUACCUAGACCUAUGCUUUUUAAUAAUAUUUACUCUAGUAUUGGAUGUGGUAGAAGAAUAAAAUUUAUAUUUUAGAUUAUCUAUUUGAUGGAGGUGUAAAAAACAGACAUUUCUCCAAAACUUUUCUCAUUGUACGGUACAGUACUAUAUUAUGAGAUUUAUUUAUUAUCUAUUUAUUGAAAAAAAUCAUUACAUAACAGGUAGCCUACCGGUA
Messenger RNA from Nilaparvata lugens (brown planthopper), 3069 nucleotides. RefSeq lists its product as uncharacterized. Gene Ontology annotation, molecular function: serine-type endopeptidase activity. The coding region runs from base 600 to 2603 and encodes 667 amino acids. NCBI's taxonomy places the organism in Eukaryota, Metazoa, Arthropoda, Insecta, Hemiptera, Delphacidae. The transcript has 16 exons. Gene Ontology annotation, biological process: proteolysis. The record is from RefSeq and is a predicted model, not a curated record.